AUGUUGAGUAAAGAUCUUCCAGACAUUGAGAGCAUCCUGGCUCUGAAUCCCAGGGUGAAGACUCAUGCUCAGAUUAUGUCCACGGCGAACAAGCAGAAAGAAAAGAAACACUGGAAGAGAAACCCUGAAAAGAACUGUGAUUCUUGUGUGAAGUUAGAGAACAACUUUGACGACAUCAAACACACAACGCUGAGCGAGCGCGGAGCUCUACGGGAAGCAAUGAGGUGUCUAAAAUGUGUGGAUGCUCCCUGUCAGAAGAGCUGCCCUACUAACCUGGACAUAAAGUCAUUUAUUACAAGCAUCUCUAAUAAGAACUACUAUGGGUCAGCGCGGUCCAUCCUCUCUGACAACCCGCUGGGUCUGACCUGUGGAAUGGUGUGUCCCACAUCAGAGCUGUGUGUCGGGGGCUGCAACUUGUAUGCAUCUGAGGAGGGACCCAUUAACAUCGGAGGGCUACAGCAGUUUGCUACCGAGGUGUUUAGCAAGAUGGGCAUCCCUCAGAUCAGGAAUCCUGAACUCCCGCCAGCCAAUGAGAUGCCAGAGUCGUACCACGCCCCCGUAGCUCUGAUUGGUUGUGGCCCAGCGUCAGUCAGCUGUGCCUCCUUCCUGGCCCGUCUUGGAUAUGAUGAUGUUACCAUAUUUGAGAAGCAGAAGUACAUUGGAGGGCUGAGCAUAUCAGAAAUCCCUCAGUUCCGGCUCCCCUAUGAGGCUGUCCAGUUUGAAAUAGACCUGAUGAAGGAUUUGGGAGUCAAGGUGGUGUGUGAGAAGGGUCUAGGUGUGAACGGAAUGACUUUGACGUCCCUGAAAGAGGAAGGAUUUAAGGCCGUCUUCAUCGGGAUUGGUCUCCCUCAGGCCAACAGAGCUAAAAUCUUCCAGGAUUUAACCAUGGAUCAAGGCUUCUUCACUUCCAAAGACUUUCUGCCCAUGGUGGCCUCAGCCAGCAAGAAAGGUAUGUGUCAGUGUCGCUCCUCUCUGCCGGAGUUGAGAGGGAUAGUGAUCGUUUUGGGCGCCGGUGACACUGCGUUCGACUGCGCCACCUCGGCUCUUCGCUGUGGAGCCAAGAGAGUCUACGUCUGCUUCAGGAAGGGAUUCACUAACAUCCGGGCUGUUCCUGAGGAGAUGGAGUUGGCUAAAGAGGAGCAGUGCGAGUUCCUGCCCUUCCUGUCUCCUCGUGAGGUCGUCAUGAAGAACGGUCGGGUUGCCGGGUUACAAUUCUGUCGCACCGAACAGACGGAGGACGGCGAUUGGCUGGAAGAUGAGGAGCAAGUUGUCAGGCUGAAGGCUGAUUACAUCAUCAGCGCCUUUGGUUCCAUGCUCAACGAGCCGCAAGUGAGCGAUGCCAUGGCUCCUGUGAAGAUGACCCGCUGGGGGACUCCAGAGGUGAACACUGACACCAUGCAGACCAGUGAGCCAUGGGUGUUUGCAGGAGGAGACAUCGCUGGUUUGGCAAACACUACGGUGGAAUCGGUCAACGACGGCAAACAGGCUUCAUGGCACAUUCACAGAUACAUGCAGUCCCUGCAUGGACAGACAGUGGACCCGGUUCCGAAGCUGCCAUUGUUCUACAGCGCCAUAGAUGAGGUGGACAUCAGCGUCGAGAUGUGUGGAAUAAAGUUCCCCAACCCGUUCGGCCUGGCUUCUGCUCCUCCCACCACCAGCACAGCUAUGAUCAGAAGAGCUUUUGAACAAGGAUGGGGCUUCGCCCUGACCAAGACGUUUGGACUGGAUAAGGAUCUGGUGACCAACGUGUCUCCUCGUAUUGUGCGCGGCACCACCUCAGGUCACAUGUUUGGACCAGGACAAGGCUCCUUCCUCAACAUUGAGCUCAUCAGUGAGAAGACGGCGGCCUACUGGUGUCAGUCAGUCACCGAACUAAAGAAGGACUUCCCUGAUAAGGUGGUGAUCUCCAGUAUAAUGUGUAGUUACAACAAGGAAGACUGGACAGUACUAGCCAAGAUGGCAGAGGAAUCAGGAGCAGACGCAUUGGAGCUGAACCUGUCUUGUCCUCAUGGGAUGGGAGAGAAAGGCAUGGGACUGGCCUGUGGACAGGACACGGUGUUGGUGCGUAACAUCUGUCGCUGGGUGCGUGCAGCCGUUUCCAUCCCGUUCUUUGCCAAACUGACGCCGAACGUUACCAAUAUUGUUGACAUCGCCAAGGCUGCUCAUGAAGGUGGAGCAGAUGGAGUAACAGCCACCAACACAGUCUCAGGUUUGAUGGGACUGAAGGCCGACGGCUCCCCCUGGCCAAGUGUCGGAACUGGCAAACGCACCACGUAUGGAGGAGUGUCCGGUAAUGCCAUCAGACCCAUUGCUCUCAGAGCAGUAUCGGCCAUCGCCAGAGCUAUUCCUGGUUUCCCAGUUCUGGCCACCGGAGGUAUCGACUCAGCGGAGAGCGGACUACAGUUUCUUCACGCCGGGGCCUCAGUGUUACAGGUGUGCAGUGCCGUACAGAACCAGGACUUCACAGUGAUUGAGGAUUACUGCGUGGGUCUGAAGGCCUUGUUGUACCUGAAGAGCCUGGAGCUGAAGGACUGGGACGGUCAGUCUCCUCCAACACAGAGACAUCAGAAGGGGAAACCAGUUCCCAGACUGGAAGACCUGGUGGGACAGAGCCUCCCAAGUUUUGGUCCGUAUCUCCAGCAGAGGACAAACGCCAUCGCAGAGUACAAGAAAAAGAUCAGAAAUGCAACAACUGAUGUGAUUGAAGCCGACAUCAACCGGGUCAACACGCCCAAAAAACCUGUCCCCGCUGUCAAGGAUGUGAUAGCCAGAGCGCUGCGCUACAUUGGAGCAUACCAGGAACUUGACAACAUGGAGCAGGUCCAGGCUGUGAUAGAUGAAGAGAUGUGCAUCAACUGUGGGAAAUGUUAUAUGACCUGCAAUGACUCUGGAUACCAGGCUAUAAAUUUCCACCCAGAGACACACUUUCCCAUGGUGAACGACAGCUGCACGGGCUGCACGCUGUGCCUCAGCGUCUGUCCAAUCAUAGACUGCAUCAAGAUGGUUACCAUGACGAAACCCUAUAAACCCAAGAGGGGCGUGCCCGUUAGUCCCGUCUGCUAAAAGGGAAAGACACACCAAAACUGUCCACCUUUUUAAUAACGGAGAUCAGAUUUUACGAAGUUCGGUUUUACGACUAAUUAAUCUGCCACACGAGAUUGGAGACAUUUAUUUUGUGUCCCAUUAAUGUAAGUCACUGGAAUGAUGUUAAGACUUCAGACGUGAUAGAAAAAAUUAUAUCCUAUGUGUUUUAUCUGCUUGAUAGAGAAGAAAAAUUAGAAAUGUAAUCUUGAUUGUAAGAAAUAAUAGCACCAAUAAUACCACUGGAGAAAGAGGCAACCAACCACGGUUCACAAUAAUGAUAUUAAAAUGAAUUUGUCCAUAAUUUAACUGUAAUCAUAACUCAAAUUACGUCGGUAAUUGUGGAUUCUGCUUUAUUGUUAUCCCUCUGUAAACACUGUAAUGUGAUGAUAGACAAUUUCAAAUGAAAUGAUUAUUUACUGAAUGUUAAAUGUACUUGUGUAAAAAUAAAUCUUUGAUAUGGUCUAUGAUUAAACAUCGUGGGUGAAACUGGGAUGAAACUCA
Molecule: messenger RNA, 3585 nt
Organism: Sebastes umbrosus (honeycomb rockfish)
Lineage: Eukaryota; Metazoa; Chordata; Actinopteri; Perciformes; Sebastidae
Gene: dpydb
Product: dihydropyrimidine dehydrogenase b
Exons: 25
Coding region: 1-3063 (1020 amino acids)
Biological process (GO): thymine catabolic process; uracil catabolic process
Cellular component (GO): cytoplasm; cytosol
Molecular function (GO): uracil binding; NADP binding; dihydropyrimidine dehydrogenase (NADP+) activity
Source: RefSeq, a predicted model, not a curated record